Cynoglossus semilaevis (tongue sole) is the source of this 2439-nucleotide messenger RNA. RefSeq names its product endoplasmic reticulum-golgi intermediate compartment 1 (gene ergic1). Gene Ontology annotation, biological process: retrograde vesicle-mediated transport, Golgi to endoplasmic reticulum; endoplasmic reticulum to Golgi vesicle-mediated transport. Lineage: Eukaryota; Metazoa; Chordata; Actinopteri; Pleuronectiformes; Cynoglossidae. Gene Ontology annotation, cellular component: Golgi membrane; endoplasmic reticulum; endoplasmic reticulum membrane. The transcript has 10 exons. Bases 141 to 1013 code for a protein of 290 amino acids. The record is from RefSeq and is a predicted model, not a curated record.
AUCAGCUUGUGCAAAGCGUCCUAAGCUGACGUCAGCCCGGUACCGAUGAACAACCGGUAGCGUUGAAGAGAUCUUUGCGGGAUACAGAUGUUUGUAGCGUUUUGCCGAUACUUAUAUCAGUUAAACGUCAAAACAUCAACAUGCCUUUCGAUGUAAGGAGAUUUGAUAUCUACAGGAAAGUGCCAAAAGAUCUCACCCAGCCCACAUACACAGGCGCUUUCAUUUCCAUCCUCUGCUGUGUCUUCAUACUCUUCUUGUUCCUGUCUGAACUGACGGGAUUCAUAGCCACUGAAAUUGUAAAUGAACUCUAUGUGGAUGAUCCUGAUAAGGACAGUGGUGGGAAGAUAGAUGUGAGUUUAAACAUCAGUUUGCCAAACUUACACUGUGAUUUGGUGGGUUUGGACAUCCAGGAUGAGAUGGGCCGCCAUGAGGUUGGUCACAUUGACAACUCCAUGAAGGUCCCUUUAAACCACGGCGCUGGCUGUCGCUUUGAGGGAGAGUUUACCAUCAACAAAGUACCAGGAAACUUCCAUGUUUCCACACACAGUGCCACCGCGCAGCCACACAACCCUGACAUGACCCACACCAUCCACAAGCUGGCGUUUGGGGAAAAGCUUCAGGUACAAAAAGUACAAGCUGCCUUCAACGCACUGGGAGGGGCCGACAAGCUCUCAUCCAAUCCUCUGGCCUCACACGACUACAUACUGAAGAUUGUGCCCACAGUGUAUGAAGAUCUCUCAGGCAGACAGAGAUUCUCCUACCAGUACACAGUCGCCAACAAGGAGUAUGUGGCUUACAGCCAUACGGGCCGAAUCAUCCCAGCCAUCUGGUUCAGAUACGAUACGAGUCCAAUCACAGUCAAAUACACAGAGAGGAGACAGCCCUUCUACCGCUUCAUAACAACAAUCUGUGCCAUCGUCGGAGGGACGUUCACAGUGGCGGGCAUCAUCGACUCUUGCAUAUUCACUGCCUCGGAGGCCUGGAAGAAGAUCCAGAUCGGGAAGAUGUCAUGAGGAUCACUGAUCCCCCGCUCCUCCCCUCCCCCCAGCACAUCUUUAUUUAUAAGUACAAAGUUGCUAGCCCGUUAGCUAAAUCUAGUUCUGCCCCAAACAACUUCCUUGUGGAGAUUUUAUGACUCUGACCAAUGAAGUCACUCUGGCACCCGAUGUAACCACCAGGCCUUACGCCACCGCCGCGUCUCAGUUACUGAAGUUCUUCUCAGGCUCCACGCCGUGACGCGUGGACACGGACUAUCACAUGUCCACUUCCUGCUUUAACAGAACCACCGAGGAGGAGAGGAGAGCCAUUCAGCUGCAGUGGAGAUAAAGUGCAACGUAUUGUGUGUCAGGGUUCCACUGGUGUGGGUGAAGGCUGGUAAUUUUAGAAUGAAGGGGAGAAAAAAAAAACCCAAGAAAAACAAAAAACAAGAAGCUGGUGUCUGUGCUGACAUUUAAUGAUUUAAAUGUGACACUGUGUCUCUGUGUUUUCAAUAUGAGGGAACAUUUAAUGUCAUGGUUUCAAUUGUCUUUAAUACCAAAAUGCAUUAUUUACCAUUUCCUACUUUUAGACCGGUGGAGUGGUGGAAGAGAAAAUCACUUUAAUUUUGCUGUGUUUACUUUUCUAAGAAAUCUUUAUUUGAAGGUAGUGAUUUUUUUUCUGUAUUGUAUUUUGGGUUUGGUCUAAAAAAAAAAGGUUUUCAUUUGUUUCCUGCCUUUUUAUUAUGCAGUAUUUAGACUGUGCCUUUGGUUUACUCCGUCUUGAAGGAUCCGUCUUGAUUCAGUCUGUUUAAUUUGAUAUCAGUGGCUGACACUAAAACCAGUCUUUUUUGGUUCUUAAUUGAUAAAUCCAUAGUAUUUGUAGCAAUGGUUUCUGGGAUAGUUUGUUUUCUUUUAUUACAGGAAGCAAUGGCCGAAAUGCAAAACUGUCUGUCUGAAAUUUUUUGUCUUUUUUAUUUCUGGCUAAUCUUGAAAAUACUUUAGAUCAACAAUAAAUAGAUGGAUGAGGGAUAAAAAAAAUGUGUUAAGCCUAACAGCACUGUGUGGUAGUAGCAUUACUUCUGUAAAAUACUGCAAUGAACUGAAAUAUGUUACAAAUACCACUUAUAUCCUGUAGGUAUUAGGUUAUUUUGGCCGCAGAAAAUACUGGAAUUAUGAUUGAAAAAAAUAUAUUUCUUUUUUCAAUGCCAAAGUACAUGUUAUUAUGAAUGUAGUUUUUAUUUUCUGGUACUUGUAUGUACUAUCAAGGAUUAUUUUAUGUUGGGCGUAAGUGUUGUUUUUGUUGUUGUUGUUGUGUUGUUGGGAGAUAGUACUACUGUGUGCAACUCUAUGGUGGAGGAGUGUAAGAACUAGGGAAGGUCAGUACUGGUGUUUCCUCCGUAAAGGCUCGACCGUCGUCUGUAGUGAUGUGUUCAUCAAAUAAAGGCUCCGUAGGAGAAACCGA